UGGGAUUGACGCAUUUUAUGUCAACACUUUCAUUUCGAGAAAAUGGAUAUGCCAAUGAGAGUUACGGUGACUGGUGCAGCUGGUCAAAUAGCUUAUUGUUUGUUACCUUUUUUAGCACGUGGUGACGUUUUUGGGACUGACCAACCGAUUGAGUUAGUGCUUCUGGAUAUAGAAGAAGCACAGACCAGCCUCAGGGGCGUGGUGAUGGAACUAGAAGAUGGAGCUUAUCCUUUAGUGUCAGUUAUACAUUGUACGAGCAAUGUCAGCGAAGCUUUUGUGGAUUGUGAUGUGGCAGUUCUUCUCGGUGCUUUUCCUAGGAAACUUGGCAUGGAAAGAAGAGAUCUUCUCCUUCAAAAUGCAGCUAUUUUUAAGGAACAGGGUGAGGCAAUUCAUAAGUAUGCAAAGAGAAGUGUUCGUGUUCUUGUAGUUGGAAAUCCUGCCAACACGAAUGCUGCUGUAUUAGCACAUUUCGCUUCGGCUAUUGACAAGAAACAAAUAACAGCAUUGUCCAGACUGGACCAAAAUAGAGCAACUAGUUUUAUCGCCAAUGAGCUCAAGGUAUCACCUUCUGUCGUAAAAAAUGUAUUUGUUUGGGGUAAUCACUCUAAUACUCAAUAUCCAGAUUUAUUUCAUGCAGUGACAAAUAGAGGACCGCUACCAGACUGGCUCCGAGAUGAAAAUUUUUUACGUGAAAAGUUUAUUCCAAUUAUUCAGGAAAGGGGAGCUGCUGUAAUAAAGGCCCGAAAACUUUCAAGUGCAAUGUCAGCAGCAAAUGCUGUUGCAGAUCACUUGCGGGAUUGGUUUGCUGGUACACAAGAUGUUGUCAAUAUGGUAGUAUGUAGUGAUGGUUCCUAUGGUAUCAGGAAAGGGAUAUUUUUCUCGUUUCCUUGUUAUUGUUAUGGAAAUGGCACUUUUGAAAUAGUUCCUCACUUUCCAUGGGAUGCAUUUGGUGAUCCCUAUAUACAAAGAACAAAGCAGGAGCUGUAUAAAGAAUGGGAUCAAGCGUUUGCUACAUUAUUACCAAAAUCAAGUUUGUAACAAAUAGUUCUCCAAAAACUUUUCAUUUAAUAGAAAAUUUUGGGUGAAUGAAGGAUUUUACAACUUUUUCUAGUCUUUUCUAGUACACAGGUUUAUUGCAAUUUAUCCUAGUGUUCUCUGCAUAUGAUUCCAAGUCCUACACUAAGAGAUGUCUUUUGAUAAAAUUGAUUGAUAAACU
Messenger RNA from Galdieria sulphuraria, 1216 nucleotides. RefSeq names its product malate dehydrogenase. Gene Ontology annotation, molecular function: L-malate dehydrogenase (NAD+) activity. The coding region runs from base 43 to 1038 and encodes 331 amino acids. The transcript is spliced from 7 exons. Lineage: Eukaryota; Rhodophyta; Bangiophyceae; Galdieriales; Galdieriaceae. Gene Ontology annotation, biological process: oxaloacetate metabolic process; tricarboxylic acid cycle; malate metabolic process. The record is from RefSeq and is a predicted model, not a curated record.